This is a messenger RNA of Paraglomus occultum, 327 nucleotides long. NCBI's taxonomy places the organism in Eukaryota, Fungi, Glomeromycota, Glomeromycetes, Paraglomerales, Paraglomeraceae. The record is from the annotation of a GenBank genome assembly.
AUGGAUGUAAUAACACCACGAGUAAACUUUGGUCUCCUUAAUAGGUACAAGGGACGAAAAGUACGAUUAGUUGGACGCGUAAUACAGGAAGCUGGUCAUACCGUCGUUGUGGAGGCGUGCGACAAAGGACAAGUGUCCGUUCGCUUAAGACAGCCAAGUAAUCUCACAACUUACGUUGAAUUUGUUGGUCGAGUCAAUACCGAUUUGAGUAUCAAUGAGUUUGUUUUUACCAACUUUGGAGAUACUUUCGACUUGGAUCUUCAUAACAAAGUGGUAGAAUAUUGGCAACGAUUCCCCGACAUAUUUCCAACGGAAGAACUUCCCUAA